Molecule: messenger RNA, 666 nt
Organism: Tetrapisispora phaffii CBS 4417
Lineage: Eukaryota; Fungi; Ascomycota; Saccharomycetes; Saccharomycetales; Saccharomycetaceae
Gene: IME1
Product: transcription factor IME1
Exons: 1
Coding region: 1-666 (221 amino acids)
Source: RefSeq, a predicted model, not a curated record
AUGAAACCUCCAGGGAGUGCAAUCAUUAGAAAAUAUUUAAAUAUAGAUAAAUUAGAAGAUUCGUUGUCCCUAUUAGGUUGUAGUAAGGAAAUUAGUAGAGGAGGUAGUUCGCAUCUCGAAUUAGAUAUAAGUUUUGAUCAAAAUGAUGAAAGUUUUGAUGUUUAUUUGGAUCUGUUCGAUAAUGAUUUUUCAAUAAGUAGUGAUUUCGAUACUUCAGGAAUAAUUGAUACUAAUAAUCACAAGAAGGACAACAAUGACAAUAAUGACAGUAAUAAUAAAAAUAGGACAAAAAAAAGAAAUUACUACGACCUGAUUAAUUCAUCGUACAUUACAGGGAAUAACACUAACCUUCUCUACAACAAUAAAUCAGUUACAUGUGAAUUUCAUUCAGAGAACAGUUCAGCACCAAGUUAUCUAAAGUUAUCUGCAAUUGAAAAUGAAAAUCCAUUAACUAUUAAUAAUGAAAAAGUAUUACCAAAGAGGAACAGAAAAAAAAAGAAAACUGAUAAAGUCGAUUUACAAUUCGUAAAAUUGAUUACUGAAAAAUUGAAUAGGUAUGAUUCAAGAAAUUUAAUAAUGAAUAACAAAUAUAAUGAUGAUUUAGAUUAUUUUGAUAAAGUACGGUUUCAAGAAAUUUUAUACAAAUUCAGUAAAACUUAUUUUUAA